CCACACAAACAGACGGACCUCGAUCGUUUUCUGCGCAAAAUUACCGCACGUACCAAAAAAUAUAUGUACUUAAAAUAAAAAAAAAAAUAAAUAUUUUUGGGCAUCUGCAGUAUUGGUGUUUUUUUAGUCGAAAUUAUAUCGUUAUAUUGUACGCAUUCGUCGUCCCGAACCGUCAUCGACCCAACAUACGAUUCAACCAGAUUAUGUCGGGCACAAUGCGCGAGUCUCCGUCGGACUUUAGAAAUGGAGAUUUGAUAAGUCGUUUAUUAGCAGCCACGCCACCGUAUCAAACCAACUCUACGUUUGUACCGCCGGGAUUAUAUUUUAGCGAAAUGCUGAAAAGAUUCGUACAGGCAAAAUCUUGUGUACCCUUAUCCUUAAAUAAAAGAGGACGAAAACGGACCUGGAAGGAUAGCGGAAAGGCCGAACUACCGUCUGAAGCCAAGCAAAAGAAAAUGGAUUUCGUACCAAUACCGCAACCCUCACAAACGGAACCGCAAUUUCCAUUAUGGUACCCGCCAUUUUAUCCAUCUACUUAUCCGCCGGUGUAUUUUAAGACCCCGGAAGCGGAACCGCUGAACUUACAAAUACGGUCGGACCCGUUAAAGCAGGACAGACAUUAUUCGGCGUUCCGUGUACCCGAACCGUCCAAAGUCGAAGAACUCGAAAACAUCAGCAAUAAACAGGGAACGAGUUAUUUGAUGGGAAACUUGACGAAAAUAUACAGGCAAGUGGCGCCGGAGGAGGAAAAAAUUAUCGAUGUGGAGGGGGAUGGUCCUGAAACAGCGCAAACCGAAGGUGGUGAAAAAAAAAACUGUAAGGAUUUAACGGCUCUAAUCGGAUUAGAAUUAGUUGUAGAUUACGUGAAACACGGAAAUAAUAAAGACGGUCAAAAUGAUCAAAACGUCAAGUGUUGCCAAAAUGCAUAGUUCAAAAUAUGUUAUAUUAAUGCUAUUUAAUCAAACGUAAAUUUUUUAAUUUUUGUGUACCCCGCAGUCAGUAUUAUAUAAAUAAUAUAAUAUAUAUGAUAAAUAUAUUGUGGUUUUAGAUCUCUUACGUACAUCAAGGAUGUUCAAAAUGUCAUUUAAUUAUUUUUCUUUAGUUUCAAAACUUUAUAAUAUAGAUUAAUAAUUAAUAGUUUAAUUAGUCAUGAUACCUAAGUACCUAUAUUAUAUGUAUUAUCUAUAUUGUAUAUCGAGAAAAAAAAAUUUGAUAUUCUGAUUAUAUAGGUACUAAUUUAUUUUAACAAAACUAUUAUACAAUUAAUGAAGAUCAUAGUUUGAGUGUAAACAUCAAUAUUAAUGUUGAAUACUUUUGAAUGGAUAAUUAAUCAACCAUAAUAGAGGAUGUUACACCGACAUUCGUUGUUUCCGUCUUACAAGUGCGUAACAUGGCAAAAUUUGCGCUCAGCAGAUCACGUUUAAUUUCGUUAUUUUAAAAAUUGGAGAGAAUUUACCUCUUAUAAAAUUUAAAGGUAAGAUUGUUCUCUAUGGCAUCUCAUAUGCUUUUUGUUAUAUUUUAAUUUUAAAGUGAUAUCUGAGUAUUUUAGAAUUGUAAAUUGAUUGUAUAUCUUAAAAUACUCAUAACUUGCUUUAAAAUUGAGAUAUAACAAAAAGCCUAUAAGAUGCCCUAGAUAAUAAUUUUUAAAUCGUAUUAGGAGUAAAUUCACUCUAAUUUUUAAACUAACAGAGUUAAACGUGAUCUCCUGAGCGCAAAAUGUGCUUUAUUAUACGUAAAAGUAAGAAGGAGACAACAAAUGUCGGUGUAACGUCCUCAUGACAUAGUAUUCUAUAAAUUAUUAUUAUCACAAAAUUGUCUAAUUAAUUGUGUUUAUAAUUUUAUUUCAAUACAUCCAUCUUCAGGAUUUUAGUAAUUUGUUGCUAUUAUAUCUUAUAAUGUGUAUAAAAUGAAAAUUACAUAUAUCUAUCUACUAGUUACUUUAUACAGUGUUUACCCGCAUACACAUUUCGCAUUACAAUAUUAUCGUUACAUAUAGGUAAUAAUUUUAGAAUAAUAUAAUAAAUAAUUAUAAUACAUUAAAAUAAUUCAAAUUUUGGGUAGGUAAACUUAAUUAUCGAGUUCAGCUGAUAACUUUUUACCUUAGAUCGGACAUUCCCAUAAAUAAUUAAAUAAUAUAAGAAUCGUUGUCCGUUACAUAGUAUGAUAUUAUUGUAAGACAUUGUGAUACACAAUCAAUAAUUUUAAUUUUAAUAUAUUAUUAUAUAUUAGGUAUAAUGUAAUAAUUAAUUAAUUAGUAAAAAUACUGUACGAGUUUUCAUAAAUAUUUAUAUUUAAUUGUUCGAACGCAUUGAAAUAGAUUUAGUAGACAAAUCUUGGAAGUAACUAGGUACGAUAUCUACAAAUAAGUCCAGUAGCGUAUCCAGGGGGGGGGGGGGUGGUUUAGGGGGUUGUAACCCCCACCCCGAAAAUUGUUAAAUAAUAACAACAUUUUCAUUAAUAAAUUAUUUAAAUUUAAUAAAAUUAAUUUUAACCCCCCCCCCCUCCCCCUGAAAAAAAUUCUGGAUACGCCACUGCAAAUAACUGAUAAUAUACCUAUUUAAAUUCAGAUUAAAAAUAAAUUAUGUGGCAUUAUAUAGGUCAUAAUAAAUAUUAAUUGUGAGCGUGAUUUUUUUUUUAUCCGUCAUUUUAUGUAAAACAUACUUUUAACAAUCACGAAAGUUGUUAAACGAUUAGACUUGAUUCUCAUUGUAACUAUCUAGUCAUCAUUUCGUUACCUAUUAUAAUAUAAUAUACAUUGUAUUAUUAUUUUUAUUAUUUGGUUAUCUUUCAAAAACCUUGGUUCAGUCGGUGUUACACUAUUAUUACUACUAAAUUAUUUGAUGUAUCUAUAAAUUAUAAUGAAUAAUUAUUGUUAUAUUAUGUUUUAUUUAUAUUCUUGAAUUAUAAAUAAUACUUAGUCAUUUUGAAA
This is a messenger RNA of Metopolophium dirhodum (rose-grain aphid), 2929 nucleotides long. RefSeq lists its product as uncharacterized. The record is from RefSeq and is a predicted model, not a curated record. Lineage: Eukaryota; Metazoa; Arthropoda; Insecta; Hemiptera; Aphididae. The transcript is spliced from 2 exons. Bases 204 to 929 code for a protein of 241 amino acids.